AAACAAAAUAAUCCACCCAACCCAACUCGCCCAACCUUCUUCUCCCCCUCCCCGCCCUUUUGUCAUCCCCAAUCUUGACUCGAAGCACUACACCGUAAUUCUAGACACUCCUUUUGUUGAUUCCGCACUUCGACGACAAUAGUCACCACCCAUCUCCCCUAAUACAUAGCCGACAACAGCGACAGCUUGCCGGCACUUCACAAUGGCCUCGAUCAACCAGGACCCCAAGUACGACCACUACGACUUCCCCACCGUUUCCAACACCAACCAGAGCGGACACCCCGGCCAUACCACACCGGAGCAAGAUGCCCAAGUCCACCAGCUCCGCGCCACUCUCGAGCAGGCCGGCUACCAUGAGCGCCUCGACACCUUGACCAUGCUCCGUUUCCUCCGCGCCAGAAAGUUCAACGUCGACAUGGCCAAGGCUAUGUUCAUUGACUGCGAGAAGUGGAGAAAGGAGUUCGGCGGCGGUGUUGACAACCUGCUGCAGACUUUCGAGUACAAGGAGAAGGAGGAGGUCUUCAAGUACUACCCUCAAUACUACCACAAGACCGACAAGGACGGCCGUCCUCUUUACAUCGAGCAGCUCGGCAAGAUCAACCUCACCGCCAUGUACAAGAUCACUUCGGAAGAGCGCAUGUUGCAGAACCUGGUUGUCGAGUACGAAAAGGUUGCUGACCCUCGUCUGCCCGCCUGUUCGCGCAAGUCCGGUCACCUCCUCGAAACCUCCUGCACAAUCAUGGAUCUCAAGGGUGUCGGCCUCACCAACUUCAGCAGCGUUUACGGCUACGUACAAAAGGCUUCGGCUAUCUCGCAAAACCACUACCCCGAGCGCAUGGGUAAGCUCUACCUGAUCAACGCACCCUGGGGUUUCUCAUCCAUCUUCAGCAUGGUCAAGAAGUUCCUCGACCCUAUUACGGUUGCAAAGAUCCACGUCCUUGGCUCUGGCUACGAGAAGGAGCUGCUCGCUCAGAUCCCCAAGGAGAAUCUGCCCAAGCAAUUCGGUGGUUCCUGCCAGUGCUCAGGUGGCUGCGAACUGUCCGAUGCUGGCCCAUGGCAAGACGCCCAGUGGGUCAAGCCCGCUGCUUGGGAAAAGAAGGCCGGUGGCAGCAUCAUCGAGAACUCUGGUGCCUCCAUCAGCCACGGUCUUCCUGGCGAUUCUCCCGCUGGACUCACAGCCGGCACCGCUCCUCAAGGCCAAACUCACGGUGUCCCCGCCCCGCAAUAGUCUUGCAGAAAGGGUAUCAGGUCUAAAUAAAAUUACCUUUUCGUAUUGGUGCGAGUGUAUUCAUGUUUGGGAGUCCCUUUUGGAGACUUGCUUUGUUCAGAGAAGGGUGGUCCCCUGUUAAUUCAGAGAAUCCAAGAGGGAUGAAUACCAUUGGAAGAAGAAUUCGAGCGUAUACAGAAAUUCUUUCGAUAAACACAACAUUUCUCUCAUAGCAACCUUGUAUCGCGAUUGCCAUUAUGCACAAAUCCCGAGUCAACCUGG
This is a messenger RNA of Aureobasidium subglaciale EXF-2481, 1489 nucleotides long. RefSeq lists its product as uncharacterized. The record is from RefSeq and is a predicted model, not a curated record. The transcript is spliced from 3 exons. Bases 203 to 1228 code for a protein of 341 amino acids. Lineage: Eukaryota; Fungi; Ascomycota; Dothideomycetes; Dothideales; Saccotheciaceae.